CUCUCUUGGAUGCGUGAAUCGAACUCGGCAUCUUGCGUUCGGGGAAUUUUAUUUAGCGGAUCAGCUCCAACACGAACAGUUCACGCUGUGUGCCGUUGUGCUGCGGAAGAAAAAGGUCGUCGUCGGUUGUCGGGCUGUGUGAUUUCCUUCAAGAAAAUAGAAUCAACGGGCAGAACCCCGCACACACACACACACACACACGCACAUCCCUGUCUCUCUCUCUCUGUCUGUCUUUCUCUGUUCCAUCACCUGCGGUGUAUCUUUCUUCCGUCACCCGGGUGUUUUUGGCCCCCUGAUCCAGCCAGCAGCAGCUGUAAGUGUGUGCUGUGUAAGUGUGCAAAUGUGCGUAUGAAACGAAUGUCAAAGUGCUGAAAAUAAACCCCCCCUCACUCCUAGUCGUGCGUGUGUGUGUCUUCGGUUCUGGGUGUUCUGGGUGCAAUUCCAGUCUCCACAGUGUAUGUGUGUGUACACGUAUGUUUGUGUGUGAGCGUGUUUGUGCAUAGUGCAAGUUUAAAGUGCAGGUGCAUUUAACAAGUGUUUGGUGCAUUCUUUUUUUAAAUCGUGUCUAUUGCGAUCUGGCGUGAGCGCGCGUGUGUUUUAAUCCCCAGUGUCACAGUGUGUUUAUUUUUCGUUUUUAUUUAAUUUUUUGAUUUUGUGCAACAACAAAAAAGUGUGGCUAAAGUUUCCGGUCAAACGUCAAACGCUUGUUCGUUUGUGAUUGUUUUGUCGACCAAUCUGUCCGGUGGUGAUAACCGUUUUGUCUCGGAGAAGAAGCGCCCAAGGAAACGGAGAUGGCAGCACCGAAGGUGGCAUCGAACGGGGCGUCACUGAUCACCUGUCACAAGCUGUUCGCUAUGCGACCAGGUGGGCACCGUGGAGUGGCCGCCUUUUUCAACAGCUUAGCUAGGAAUCAAUCGAUGCGGCAGGAGACACUGAUUGUAUGCGCCCGGCGCCAAUUCUCCAGCGCGACAGUAGCCAGCAGCGGAUGCAGCAACCGAAGCAACAGAAGUACCCGCAAACCCAGCAUCAUCGAAAGUGUAGCCUGUCGCAACUAUAGCACCACUUCCAGCAAUCAUCGCGGCGACAGCAACAGUGAUAUGACGAUGAGCAGCAGAAGAAAUAGCAGCAGCAGUAGUAGUAGCAGCAGCACGACCAUCAGCAAUGCUCCAGAAGUAAGCGUCCGGUACUAUCGCGGAUUGCCCCACGUCACCGUGCCACUGCCCUCGCGGAACGAACGCUGCCAGUUUACGCUGCGACCGGUAACGCACUGUGUGGGCGACUUUCUCGACAUGCUGAAGGUGGAGGACCGUGGCAUCGACCGGGCAGCCAUUCUCAACCGUGAAGGAGUCCGGAUAGCGGCCGCGUGCUCCAUCGAGAACCUGAUGGACGACGAGUUUUGGCUGCAUCUGAACGACAGACAAUACUACGUUAAGCCACCGAAACGUGAAAAAAUUACCUCAGAAGAAAUCACUAGACUAGGCGACGUACAGGCACUCGUGGCACAGCUGUACGAGGCACUGCACGUGGGCGAACAUCAGAUUCAGAAGGAGCGAGAACUUAACGGCAAGCUGGAGCAGCUGAACGAAAAGCUGGGCCCACUGGAAGCGAAAAAAAGCGAACUAGACCAGAAGGCGGCCCGGAAAACGAAUGCCCUGACCUGGGUCGGAUUGGGCCUGAUGUCGGUACAGUUCGGUGUGCUCGCCCGGCUAACCUGGUGGGAGUACUCCUGGGACAUAAUGGAGCCGGUGACGUACUUCGUCACGUACGGUACGGCAAUGGCGGCGUACGCUUACUUUGUCCUUACGAAGCAGGAAUAUCUGCUACCGGACGUGAAAGAUCGCCAGCAUCUCAUCACGCUGCACAAGGCGGCCAAGAAGGCGGGCGUUAAUUUGGCGGAGUACAACGACAUCAAGCGACAGAUAGCGGAGAUCGAGCACGAUCUGCGGCGGCUGCGCGAUCCACUGUACAUGCAUCUGCCGGCCCCACCGCCAAAGACCAAGACGUUUAGCGCGAGCGAACUGGCGUUCGCGAAAAAGCAGCAGCUGAAGGCGGCAACGCUCGAACCGUUGGUCGAUUCGGGUGCAGUCAAGAGUAAACACUAGGGCCGCGAAAGACCACCGUGAAGGAUGCGUAUGUGAGUGGUGUUGUAUUAUCGGCGAAAAGGGAGCUUUGCUUGGAUGGAUGGUGGUGUGUUAGAGCAAAGCUGAAAGCAGAGCGAAAGGAGCACGACGCGUGAGCUCGCACAAGCAACAAUCAAUUUUAAAAGUCACACAUCGAACGUAACGCAAGCGACACUCCCGCCCGCCGGGAGGAAGCGAUUGCCCCUGUAGAGCCUAUUCGAAAUGGCGCACAAAGCGGCCACCCUUAGCCGUGGGAAGUGUACAGUUUAGAAUCGGGUUUGGAAGCGUGUCUCCAGGCAGCGUAACUUCUACCACACACUACUUAAUGCCUCACAAUCAAUCUUCCCUUUGGGUGGGGGGGGGGGGGGGGGGGGUCGCCUGGCAGUACUUAUCGCCGCACGCACAACCAUAAGCGGUACGAUGGGUGGGCCCGGAAAAAAGGUUCCGAUUGGAAGCGUCCAUUGUGUUUAGCCGUUUUUUAUUACUUUUUUUUUCUUGUCAUAUCUGUUGUUUUGAAAAUGUUGCAUUAUGCUCAGUGUUUAAAUUAAAACCAUUUCAACUAAUUACCUCAUGAACGCGACCACCUCCCCCCGAAGAAAAUGCAAUAGCGGCGGCACCACAACCACGGUUUCCCUGCAUCUCGGUAGCGUUUAUUGUGCAUUUUCCCUACCCGUACGCGGAAAUGGAAUGUUUGUUAGUUUUACUACAUAUAUGUGUGUGAGUGUGUCGGUAUUUGAGUUUUUUUUUUGUUUGCUUACGAACCAAUUGUCUAAAGUGUUGUACUGCCUCAGUUAAUGAAUCUCACACCCAGAGCAGAAUGUCAUUUGUUUGUAUUGAAAGUUAAGCUUUGCUUUAAGUACACACCGAAACGCACACAGUUUGAUUCCGGUUUUGAUUUUUUUUUUUUUUUAGAAAUGAAAAGCCAACUCUUGGCUAGAGAUCUGAGGGCUUGAUUUCACCCUUAAAACUUUAACAACAACAAAAAGGUACGGACAAGCGUGUUCAUAGUGUGUUUAAAACAACGAUUGAAGAAAAAACCUGUGUAAACGCUUCUAUGUAUGUUUUUUUUUUGUUAGUUUCUUAAUAUAUAUUGGGGUUUUUAAAUAAAUCGACGUUUAAUUUUAUUUUUAUUAGUUUUUUUUACUUUAGUUUUUAUUUUUUUAUUUUUGAAUUCGCGUUACAAGGAAGGAUAAUCGAGCUAUAUUAAUAAAUAUUCAGCAUUAUCGGUGCCUUUUCUUUAAGCUAAACAGAAAACAAACACGUACGACGCGUAUGUUCAGUGGUGUGUGCACUAAAGGCACUAAAUCCGCUUUAACCCUAGUCAGGGCAACCGGCUACCAGAGUACCUAAACCUAUAUUUUCGGCUCUAUUUACUUCAUUUGAGUAAAUUACGUCUGUCUGCUUUGACGAGGUUUAUAUCUUUUGAAAGCGUAAUUCAAUUUUGGCGUAAUAUUUUUCCUGACAAUCCGAGUCCGAUGGCUAAGGCAAUAACGGUGCCGGUCUUCACACAGCAGGACCGGUGUUCAAAUCCUAUCCCGACCGCCUCCAGGAACACAGGGUUGACUACUUUGCUGUGGGUAAAAUCAAGUCUCAGAAAGCCAGAAAUUGGUUGGCCGAGACCUCUCGAGUUUGCAGUGCCAACGAAGAAGAAGAGAUUCUCUUGAAAAUUAAACAAAUAUUGCUUUUGUUCAAUUAAGGUAAAUACGUUGCCUCAACCCCAAGCCUUUUCAUUUUAUGAAUGUUCUAAGAUGUCAGUUUUCGUUCCCAUAAAUUGAAAAAGGUAAAAAAUAAUUAUUAAAGUACUUUUCCAAUUUUGUCAAAGGAUUGUCUAACAAAAUUGUUACGGUUUUUAAUUCAAACUAAAAUAUAUUUUUACUUAGUGUAAAACAAAAUUCUGAAAUAAUGUUAUACUUGUGACCUAUAGUCCUAUUAACUGUUGGAAGCAACAAUUUGUUGUCCAUAUAUUGUAAGCACCUCAAAUAUUUAUUUUACUCAUUUUGCUGUAUAAAAUCAUGCAAACUUUCAAGAGCCAUAAUAUGACUAUGGCUUGGAUUUGAGGUGACAUAAUUACUCCACUGAAAAGAAAUCAAAAAAUGUAAUUGAAUUUUAAUGAAAAUAUUGCACCGCAAUUGGAUUACGCAUUCAAAAGAUAGAAGCCUCCAAAACUGGCUGCAAAUUGUCCUUGUAACCUGUUUGCCUGGAAUAUGAAGUUUCUGCCUCCGGUUGUCUGCGACAGGGUUAACUUGUUUGUACUUUGUUGUAUGUACUAGUAUGGAUUUGUUCUCGAAAACAAAGCAAAAACCUACUUAGACUAUUGUUAAUAUUGUUGAACAUAUACGAAUUAUACGUGCGUGCGCGUGUGCAUUAGGCUAGUGAUAAUUUGAGUGAAGUAAAGAAAUCACCCCGUAUCGCCCGGAUUAUUAACACCUAACACAUACUAAGGCAAUUGCAGUAAGGAGAAACCCUAUUACGUUACCAAUGAAACUUAAACAAAAUUGUCACAAAACCGAGGCGGAGGGAAAAGUAUUAUGGUUGUGUAUCAAUGGGCAGGCAGGCGGGAAAAACAUAGCCGAAGAACAGAGCAACACAGAAGAACAACAGUUAACGUCACUUUACUUUUGAAGUAAAAUGCACAAAAGCUUAAAUGCUAUCAUCGGGGAAAGGAGAUGUAAAAGUAUCGAAACCUCUACUACUACUUAUAAUACUACUACUACUACUACUCCACACAGCUAGGCAAAUUACUAUUUAAACAUUUUCUAGAGCAACUUGCCUUCCGUCUUACCAACCGAAAAUGAGCGUGAGAAUGAUAGGGAAAAACGCACACGCACUCGGUUCGAAGUUACACUUGUUUGUUGUUACACUCGUUUUCAUUGUAGCGAUUCUACUCGUGCAGUACUCGAUCACGUGGCCCUGCUUUAUCUAAAAUUUAAACAAAACUUUAAAAAAAUCGAGCUUUUCAACACAAAACUACUCGCUCUGUGUACGGUUGCAAGUGCGAAUUGCGCAUGCUUUAUAGCAUGCAGCUCCUAACAACAAAACAGAAGGCUUUAACCGAUCAUGAAGCUGCUAUUAAGAAUACACGACAAGCAUAGCAAAUCUCAUUCGUUGCUCGAUUCCCUCGGCUCUCGUGGGAUUAGCGGACUUUGGUAGUAUUUAAUAUAAACAAACCCAACAGAACGAAAUCUUCGAAGCUAAGCUAAGCACACACACAUCAUGAAGCUGCAGGAGUACAACUAGGAAAAAAAGGAGGACAGAGGAGAACCUUGCAUGAAAAAAAAAACUACACUAAACUACCUUCUAGAGUGAAAACAGAAACAAGCGCAACCUAUCGUGUUAACCUGUGACCAACCAAACUGUGUAGUGAUCUCAGUGGGGUGAUCUGUAGUGUCGGGUAGAUCGACCACACACACACGCGGUUCAACCAACAACAGUUUGAUAAUACCUUUUUAGAGCCAUUUUUGAACCUACUUAAAUACAGAAAGAACAAAAAAAAAUCAGCCCUCUUUAUACACUCUGAUCGGGGCAGACGGCACCACCACUAUAGCUCCGCCAUGCUUUCACCAGGAAGCUGCUGCUCCUGCUGGUAGACACUUAGAAUUUUCUCUCGCCACGCCUAAACUCUCUUGCCGUCUCUUAAUCGUUCGAAGGCGACGUGAUAGACGUUAAGACCCAAGGAAGCUUUCAAUCUCUCAACAACAAUCUCAAACAAUCUCUCUAGUUAGUGCUGUUGAAAGAGGCCUCGCACUUUCCCCCACUUGUUCUGGCUCCUUACGCUAGUCCACAGUAGUAUCAUCUAGAAGCACCUUAACCUUAACCUUUUGCCCACAUAUCUUGGCCAGUGCGUUCCUUGUGCGAUCGUUUGUAGUUGUUCGUUACGGAGUCCCCGCUGUUUUCUACGUAACUGCGUAACACUUCCCUUCUAUAGCUAGCUCCACAAACCCAGAACUGAUAGCUGACGUUUUAAUUGAUAGUUAAUCUUCUACUUCCAGACAUCCAGAAUAUAUCUAGUUCAAGCCCUAUCUCCAUUUUGUUUCACUCUUUUCCACUAUGAACAUCUGACGGCAUUGUCUUACGCUACAAGCGAGUACUACAAACCAAGAUACUAGUCCCGUUAACUUAAAACGAAAUAAGAAACCCUUUUAUCAAGUGCCAACUUAUAACACACACACACACACACGAAGAAGAACAACCGGAACAGUUCUACCUACUUUCGGUCCCUUUCUAAGCUAGUGAACAUAUAUAUACAUAAAUCUGGUGAGUUUUUCGUCCCACUUUCCUUCCUCACUUUCGCAGCUGUAGUACCACUUAUGGGAGGUUAACAGUAAAAGUUAGCAAAAAAAAA
Molecule: messenger RNA, 6462 nt
Organism: Anopheles stephensi (Asian malaria mosquito)
Lineage: Eukaryota; Metazoa; Arthropoda; Insecta; Diptera; Culicidae
Gene: MCU
Product: calcium uniporter protein, mitochondrial
Exons: 8
Coding region: 792-2102 (436 amino acids)
Biological process (GO): mitochondrial calcium ion homeostasis; calcium import into the mitochondrion
Cellular component (GO): uniplex complex; mitochondrial inner membrane
Molecular function (GO): calcium channel activity; uniporter activity
Source: RefSeq, a predicted model, not a curated record